GCGGAAGAUUGUGACAGUCAGAGUUUCACUGGACAAAGGUAUUCCGUUGAGAUUCCCGGUGACAACGAGGAGGACAAGAAGAGAGAGACACAGGAGGGACAGGAGAGAGAGAGAGAGAGAGAGAGAGAGAGGAGGGAUUCGAAACCAUAGCCGAUGCAAUUUCACUGGACAAAGGCAUUUCCAUUCACGAGAGAUCCCCGGUGACAACGAGGAGGACGAGAGAGAGAGAGAGAGAGAGAGAGAGAGAGAGAGAGGAGGGACAGGAGGGAGGGAAGGAGAGGGAGAGAGAGGGGGGAUUCGAAACCAUAGCCGAUGCCAGCGAUGGUGGUCGUCGCGCCUAGAAAUUGCCAUUUGAGAUGGGGUGUCAGUCAAUCAGCAGCAGCAGCAGCAGCAGCAGCAGAGGAUGGCCGUGACAAGGCGUCAGGGGUGGCGUGGACGACGACGACGACAACGUGGAAUAACUUUGCAGCUCGCGGAGCGGACACGUGUCAACGACAUCGUGGCUCAUCAAUCUCCACUCGGCGCGCAGGCUCAAAAGGCCUGAUGAUGACCGCGUCCCACGUACCGUCCGGGAUGGGGGUUGGGACAUCCUCCCUCCCCCGUGGGUUAUCUCCUUUGUCCAGUCGCGGGAUCGCCACGUCUCAUGAUCCCCAUGUGCAUCUCCUCGCUGGCAGUCGAGCAACUCACGCUUGCUCGGUGCCACGUGUCACGCCGUCAGCGACUUGCCGACGGCGCUGCCGUCAUCGAUGGCGGCCAAUUAAACCAGCUCCUUGGAGCGCAGUUUCGUCCGCGUCCGGAAGCCAUACGCGCUGGACAGGACAGCCAAGAAGACGAGGGCGAGGAGGAAGAGACCGCGCAGAGGUAGGAGGCGGAGGAGGGACGUACAUGCCGGUACCCGAGUGCUGGAAGCAGAUGUGGGUGUGGGGAGAUAAGUCGGCAUCCUCUUCUGGACCUGCUGUCGGGAUUGUUAUGUCAAUCAGGGCAAGCGAUCGAGGCCUGUUGCCCGCAAAGACGAAGGGCUUUCAGGAUGGGAGUCCUGCCAGUCAGCCAGGGCGGGGACCAAGGUGGCUGACUUGGAGAUCUGGUGCAAGAUUUGGAUGUGGAAGUGGAUUUUCAGGUGAAGAUAGGAAUAGCAAUUGUCCGACGGCGGUUGCUGGCGAUGGUAGCCAUGCGAGCGUCCAAGCGGAUGGUGUCGAUCCGGGGAGAACAGUAGAUGGGAUCGCAACUACUCAAGGAGUUGUCGCGGUGAACGAUGGGGUUAUCCGCAAAGCUACCCCAUCUGGGGACGAUGUACGGGUGUGUGAUGGCUUGGGGGGUGAUGCCUCGCACACCAUGAACCCCAUGUCCCAAACUGCGUCGUCUCCUGCUGGCUCGUCAUUUGCUGCCCCCUGUCCCGUUCCUGGUCCAAUUAGUGCUGCUGCUCCUGCUUCUGCCGGGGCAGCGUCCUAUUCCUUUCCGGAUAGACCGACUGAUCCCAGGCUGAGGGCCAUUGAGGACUUCGUCGAGAAGACUAUAUUCGACUUCCGCUUCUUCACUCUGCUGGGCGUUCUUGGCUCACUUACUGGAUCAGUUUUAUGCUUUGCUAAGGGCUGCUUUUUCAUUUGUCGAGGCUUCAAAGAGUACUACGCUACCUGCUUAAGUGGGGUUCAUACAGGGAAAGUCAUCCUCCUGCUGAUUGAGGCAGUAGAUGUUUUCCUCGUCGGUACUGUGAUGCUCAUAUUUGGCAUGGGACUCUAUGAGCUGUUUAUCACCAACGUGCCAGCCACGGUGCCAGUCAACAUGGAUCGCGCUCUCAACACCUCAACUCUGUUUGGGAUGUUCCGUCUACGGGAAAGACCACGUUGGAUGAAGAUCCAGAGUCUAGACGAGCUCAAGACAAAGCUGGGACAUGUAAUUGUUAUGAUACUCCUCGUCAACAUGUUCGAGAAAGCAAAGAUGGUGGAAGUAGCCUCGGCAACCGACUUGGUAUUCUUCUCCCUUUCGGUACUGAUGUCGGCAGGAUCUCUGUAUCUUCUUAAUCGCCUGCACCAAUGAGUGGUACACACAACUGUCUUGGGUGACAGGUAUUCUGCAAUCCUAUGAAGGAUUCGAACUACUCGACAGCAACGAUCUGGAGGAAACGGAGUCGACAGCAAUCAUCCGGAGGAAACGGAUGAUUGCAAUCCUAUGAAAGGAUUCAAACUACUCGACAGCAAUCAUGUGGAGGAAACGGACUUGGUAUUCUUCUUCUCAAUUCCAGCAUUGAUUGUCAGCAGCUUCUCGUUGUCUUCUUAUGACCUUCACAGGUAACAGCCCGAGAGUCUUUGCAACAGGUCAUCUGUGCUCCUGUGGAGAAUUCAAACUCAACAGCAAUCAUACAGAAGAAUUUGAGUGCUCGCUGCAUCAGCCAGGAUCCUCUAAACCCACGGUUGCAAAACGUUUUUUUUUUUUUUUUUAACCCAGCGUCCUUGCUAGGAGAGGAGGUAAGAGCACCCCCUCCUAGCAAGAGACCUGAGUGCUCCGGUCUAUUGGUGGGGAGCAGCACCUGCUGGAAAGCGGGUCCAGCGUCCCAUUGUACAUCUGACAGCCUGCCAGCACACGGUUGCAAAAAGUGCAGCCUCAAAAAAACUCACAGCUGCAAAACUCGUAUGUGGAAAGCUCCAGGUGCAAAAACUCAUGGGCACAAAACUCGUAAGCUUGCGGAAGUAUCACACAGCAGUACGUGUUUUGUGGCACCACCAAGCCAGUGGGUCCCCUCAAGCCAGUGGCUCCUUGAGGGGACCUGGACCCCAACCAUACCUACUCGUGCGAUUCUCAGGCAUUGAGAAGGUGUCCUCGCGCCUCGCAGAGUCGGGUUUGGCAGUGGUCAGAUGAAAGUCAGUCAUGGAUCAAAACUGCGAGGAGGUUUCAGUGGCAUGUGGGUGAAUGUGAUACCGAUGUGAUCACAAAGUUGGUGGCUUUUCGCCUCGGCUGACUGCGGAAAGAUCCAUUCAAUAGGUAGUGGAAACAUUUGCAGCGAGCAGCUGGAGAAUGGUGGAGCAAUUCCUUUGACUAUAGACUCUUGUCUCAAGGCUACUUCCAAGACCGUCAGUAGAUAACCACCAUUGCAGAUCUCGGUCCGUUGAUCGGAGCUGAGUGAUUGAUGCGAAAAUGUGAAGGUACUAGCAAGAGGAAGGGGGCGAAGACCAUACUCGAAACAGGUCAGAGCCCUGGAACAUGAGUGUUUAUGUUGGAAGGCCAUAAGAUCAGUCAAUGAGACUCCUACUCCCAUUUGGAGGCCAUGGGAGCGUUGUGAGGUCACGGGUAUCUAUGGUCUAAGUGGUCAGCUUUAAUGUCCUUUGUUGAGACAAAGGGCCUGUUAGAGCCUUGCAGCAUCCAGACACUACUUUGGGUGGCGAGCACUCCUUCACUCUUCCCUACAUUCGAACAAGCGGAGAGGUCAAGCUGACUGCUGCUGCAGCAUUCUCUCUCUCUCUCUCUCUCUCUCUCUCUCUCUCUCUCUCUCUCUCUCUCUCUCUCUCUCUCUCUCUCUCUCUCUCGCGCGCGCGCGCGCGCGCAUGCACCCGCACGUGCAGGACACACGUACGCAAGUGCGCCACGCACAUGCAUGUGCACACAUACAACACAACAUCCUAACAAGUGGAUGGAAGCCUGGCGAAACAUUGUGACACAAACAUGACAACACACACACACACACACACACACACACACACACACACACACACACACCACGACUGGACUUCUAUAGGGAUUUGCUAGAAUGUCAAGAACAGACUGUGUCCAUCUUACAGGGAAAUCAUUGUAAGAAAAGAACCGUCGAAUCAUCCCGGUCUAGUGAGCCUCGCGUUAUUCCAGGCCGGAGUGUCUGAGAAUACGAUGUACAGACGAAAAUACCCGUUGGUUCUACUCAGUGCAGGUAGUUAUGUACAGCUGAAAUGCCUGUAGAUCUCAGCAAUAGUGGAUAUCUUCAAGACUUCAACUGUACAGUUCACACUCGUUGUCAUUCUGUUUCUCUAGUGGUGUCCAUAUGUAUCAGUUAUACCGCUCCCUCCUGUUUGCACUGACACACAUUUACUGCCAUUCUGUUGCUCUAGUGUUGUCCAUACCUAUCAUCAGCUAUUAAUCACUUCUCUCAUGUUUGCACCAACAGUAGGGAGUUGCAGAUAUACCUUGUGUACAGGAAUGUACUCACACCUGGUCUUCCUAGCACACUAUACCAACCAUAUAUUUUAUAACUCUGCUUAAUCCAGUGUCCAUGUCAGUAGAGCAAAACCGAACAGCUGCAUUAUUAGCUAUUGGUAAGAACUUGUAAGUUAACUAACAUCGAUAUUAAUUAGUGAUUAUGUAUUUGGUAUUUCUAGUUUUACGCCAACAGUACCACAUGCUUUCCUAGUGAGCUAGUCCACAAGUGAGCUCCACAGGCUAGCUCCACAAGGUACAGGGCAAUUCAACUCUGUGGUGCUAACUUCUGCCUCCACACAGCAGUGGGUUUUCCCCUGGGCUGCUUCCUCUGCUCUAGUAGCAGCAGGAUCUGUGUUGGAACGGCGCAAUAGACUUUUCAGGCAGUGGCUGAGAUGGUGCAGAGUCUACAGACAAUGAUAUGCUGAGGAAAGAAAGGUUCUUCUUUCGACCAGUGGCGAGGCAAAGGUUCGGCGUUCAACCAGUUACAAGGAAAAGCUUUGGCUUUUGAAAGCGACGCGAUAAAAAUCCCGGCUUUCAAUCGGUUUCGUCGUUCCGCAGAAAAGUUACAGCCUUUCAGCUUUCAACAGGUGACGACGAAACAUUUUCGCCGAUUUCGGCUUUCGACAGGCGACGAGGAAAAGUUUGGGCUUUGGACGGGGGACAAGGUUCGGACUUGAAGAAAGGGAGUGAAAGAUGGGAGAUGGACUGACUAAGGCUGGAUCUACAAAUGCCACCCUUGAAAGCGAACAGUUGGUUGCUUGCCGGUUUUUGACGGAGCUGUUGAUGAUUAUGCAGCGGAAAGGGUCCAAGGGAGUCUUCUAUGCUAUCAGUGGAGAGAGGUAGGAGGAAGUGUCCGGAGCGCGGAGGCGACAAAGAUUUUUUGUUGUGGAAGCGCUUUCCGAUGCUCUUUCCGUCCGCUGGAUGUUUUCCAGUUUGCUGAAAUUGUAUGCACUUGCACUGUGUCCUUGGUAAGGGUAGUUAUCCUAGUAGUACAUCCUUUACUAUUUUUAAACAGUUAUGGGAGUGGUAAGGAAGCUCCUUCCGUUUGAUCGCAACUUUGCAUGUCUCUCUGUUUUUUUCAAUGCUUCAUUUAUUUGCUGAAGGUUUUCAGGAAUAGGGGAAAAGCAAAACCCAAAAACACUUCGAGAAAGUUAUCAGGCUGCAAUCUUUUGGCCAUGCAUAUAUAGAUUAGCAGUUUACUGCCCUGUCCUCAUUUCACCCUCUCUUUUUUUUUUUUUUGGUAUUCUCUUUUCUCUAUCUGGCCGCGGCCGCGGGAGGUAUGUCCGUGCUCUGUUUUGGGAUGUUCACUCAAGAGGCAUGUUGGUCCACAGGCGAAGGGCACAACUACGUGGGGGGCGCCAAAAGAAAAGGAAUAAAAAGGCGAGAAUGUUCCCGUCCGAAAUUUGAAAUUCCAGUGACGUCCACUUGGAGGCGCACAGGUUAUCCCAGCGUGGCGGCGGGGUACCGGAUAGCUCGUUUUACUCGCCUUCCAAUCUACGUGGGAGCGUGGUCACCCUUUCAGUGACGAUGCCGGCGCGCAUUGUGUAGUCUUUCAUCGUGAGGUGUCUGCGACCAGGCCCAUUCAGACAGUGGCCUGGGACCAAAUUGGUUAGGUGUGCCCAACCACCCAGGCGCAAACGUGCGGUGUUCCCUGCUUGGACUGUGCUUUCGGAAGAGCCUGGAAGGCUCGCAUAUGUUUCUGAUUUUCACAAGCAAGGUGGAUGCAACCAACUGGCGCGUGGUAACUGUCUGGCGCCCACCAAGACAUGCAAAAUUGACAGAUUCAGGCCUCGUCGAUAUUCAGGAGCCCGCCUUCACUUAGGGCGGGCACAUGUUUGUUGUAUGGGCCCUUAACAGGCAUCCCGACCCUGCUUAUGACAUUUUGCAAUUCUCCAUUACCUCUCCAUAGCAGGGCUGUCACCUGUCGUUGCUGAGGGCCCAGAUAGCAGAUUUGUAACCAGAGGGCCGCUAGUAUCACACUAUUGAUCACUAAUACCCUUCUGAUAAGGGAGGUUUGACGGUCCUUCCAGCGGGCUAGUUUCUCCAGUGCAGGUUUCAGGAUCCACUCAUCAUUCGAUGCAGGUUUACCCAGUGUCGUCAGCAUAAUUCCCAGCACUCUGACCGGGGCCGUUUUCGGGAGUCAUUUGACCUGCGGGAGCUCGGGGGGGCGCGUCCCUUGGUGGUGAAUCCACCAUCCCAGGGUUUUGUUUCCCCAAUUGACAGUCAUAUAUGAGACUGUUGUAAAUCGGUUGAAUGAUCGUCUGAUCUCUUCCAUGUUUGUUGCGGUUGCAUCAACCAUAAGUGUCAGGUCGUCUGCAAACAUCGAACAGAUCGGGAUUGCUUCUUCCGGUAUAGCCGAGAUCUGCAAUUUCCUGAGGUCUUUAUUGGUGCGGAGGUUUGCUGCCAACGCCUCGAUUAUGAUAAUGAACAAGAAGGGUGUCA
Messenger RNA from Chara braunii, 6603 nucleotides. Lineage: Eukaryota; Viridiplantae; Streptophyta; Charophyceae; Charales; Characeae. The record is from the annotation of a GenBank genome assembly.